Molecule: messenger RNA, 453 nt
Organism: Stylonychia lemnae
Lineage: Eukaryota; Ciliophora; Spirotrichea; Sporadotrichida; Oxytrichidae
Source: the annotation of a GenBank genome assembly
AUGAAGAGAACAAGAGAAGUGUUACACUACAAACAUCCAGAGGACAGACCAGAUCUCUCAGGAUGUACCUACUUCGAUGGAGAGGAUAAUGGAGAAGAGCAGAGAAGAAGAAAGCUGCAAUAGGAGAACAGAGAGUUUCUUAUGAAGCAAAUGGAGGAGAAGAAGUGGAAGCAAGACUUCGAGAAAAAACAAGAUCAGAUGUUUGACCAACAAAGACUUCACUUUGCCAAGUUACAGAACCAAGCAGCUGAAUCAUACAUGCAAAAUCAGAGAGAUAUGACCAAGGCAGCAAUGCAGACCAACGUCUAGAUCAACAGCUAUAAAAAUGACUUCGAAAAUAAGAACAAGAAAGACGAACAGCAGCAGGACAGGUAGGAGAACACUUGGGCCACUCAGACUAGACAGAACUAUGUGGACACCUCAAACAUGAACAAAUACUAUCUCCCUCAGUGA